Molecule: messenger RNA, 3166 nt
Organism: Ctenopharyngodon idella (grass carp)
Lineage: Eukaryota; Metazoa; Chordata; Actinopteri; Cypriniformes; Xenocyprididae
Product: chymotrypsin-like protease CTRL-1
Exons: 7
Coding region: 2362-3144 (260 amino acids)
Biological process (GO): proteolysis
Molecular function (GO): serine-type endopeptidase activity
Source: RefSeq, a predicted model, not a curated record
AUGUGUAACAAUGUGAGGACAUCAUUGUUGUCUUGCAUUGUUCUCACAGAACAUCUGUGAAUAUUUGAAAAGGAACUGAUGACUAAAACUGAAACUAAAACCACUUUUAGCUGCACUUGUAUUUUAAAAUUAAUGAAUCCGAGAGGACUGCAAAAUAAUCAGUACUAUAUUUUGUUCCAUGUGAAAUCCAGCAAUAUUUUUAUGUAGACUUGCUAACUGUUCUUCACUGUCAUUGAUGUCAGCAGUUGAAAUUAUACAUGAAGACAGACACAAACACACUGAUCACUGACUCCAUCAGGUUUAGAAUAAUAUUGUUACUUGAGAGCACUUUAUAUUAGGUGUCUUUAACUACCGUACUAAUAUUUAAAUUAAUCAUUUGAUACAAUGCACUUAUCGUAUACAUAGAUGUUUUUACAUUAUACUUAUAUUUAAAAAAAUAAAUACACCGUUGACCCUUCCCCUACCUCUUAACUCACCCUUAAACCUACCCAUACCACCAAACCGGUCCCUAACCUUACCCGUAUCCAAUCUCAGUAGAAGAAAAAGUGUUUUCAAUACAACAUGAACACAAUAAGUACAUUGAUAUUUUUGAUGUAAGUACAUCUAAGUACAUGUAGAUUAAAGACACCUAAUAUAAAGUGUGACCAAUUUUUAUUUUAAUAAAAUAAAAAGAGGCAUAAGGAAUACAAAAUCAGCCAUAAAGUGAGCAAAAUAUCAUGCACAACUAGACUGUACAGUAAUUAUACAGAUUAUUAAUGUUUAUUAUAAACUUUUACAUAAUGAUCAAAUAAAAAAAAUAGCCUGGCACUUCUGGCAACUCAUGAACUAUAAAAAAGGACGUUUACAAAUCUUAGCAACAAAUCAAGAUCAGAAUCAUAAUGUGUUUGGAACAAGAUGAGCCAGAUUAUCUUGCUGUUUUUUUUCAUGGUUCACAGACUUAUGUAUCUUGUAACUUCUCUUGUAUAUUAUACUAUCUCUGUCUGCUCCAUCUGGUUGAUCAUGUGUUGUAUACUGACUGUAUACUUGUAUACAUUUGUGUUCAUGUUAUCUAUCAACUUUAUGUAAAGCGUCCUUGGAUCCUUGAAAGGCACUAUAUCAAUAAAAGAUAUUAUUAGUAUCAUUAUCAUGGUAAUUGUCUAAGCAGACAUAUUUUCUUUCACUUUCUCAGAAGUGUGAUUGAAUGAAAAAUGAAGGAUGCUUUUUCACAUGUUUCUCAGUGGUUAUAUAAAAUAUCUUACAUAUUCUAUAUGUUUAGGCUUUAUUUGGAUUUUAAUUUAGCUUAAAUCAUAAUGAGUUUCACAAAUCUGAACUCUUAUAAUAAAACACUUCAAUUGCAUUUAGCAAUUAGUGAUGAGUUCCAUUUCCAUCAGCAGUCCACAUACUGUGAGUCUUACUGACUAAAUAAAGCAAACUGGCUUUAUCUUCCAGUCAUAAAUACUGUAUAGCUAAAUAUAACCAAAAUAACUAUGAUAUAAGUAUAACCAGUGGACAGAGAGCUGACAGAUGUGGUAUAUAUAACUUAAGUGAUCAGUACAAAAUGACCUAUAAAUGCAACUUGCUAACAAUUAUUCUGUUCUUAAAACAAAACAAAUAAAUAAACAAACAAACAUACAAAUAAACAAAGAAAUAAUACAAUUAUUGAAUAGAUAAAAAUUGCCAUUACUGUAUUAAAAGUAUGUGAUAAAUUUUAUUUUUAUUCUGUAUCAGUAGAGAGUUUAAUAUAAUGCUUUCCAAAGCGUAAAUGUAAGUGAAGUUGCAGAAAACACACAGCUGCAUAACACUCUCUCCGGUAACUGUGAUGACUUGAAACAACUAAUUCGACCGGUUGAUUAACAUUAGGAAUUUUUAGUUUUACUUCCUCUCAGCUCUAAUAGCUGAUCUAAUCACAGUGUGACGUAAUCACACAAUUUCACUCUCUUUCUCUUCAGCAUCACCGCCUUAAAUGACUUGCCAGGUUUAUUAAGGAAUUUGCAGCAGGUCAAAAACUUCAUGGUAAAGCCACUAAUUUACUGCGAGCAUUUCAGAAAUGCAAUUUUAAUCAUUCACUUCACUUACGGAAACACUUUACAUACAAUAAAGAAAACCUCACAACAAACAACCACAAAAACUCUUUCCCAUCAGAAAAAAUUUCAUAACAAUGACAGAGGAAGUAUGAUGCUUUUCAGAGAAACAGAAUGUCGUCAUAAACACCUUCAGAAGGUGAAGAUGCAGACUGUCUCCAGCGAUCACAGAUCUCAACAUCCCUCAGCUCUCGGAUGGACCUCGAUCACUUUCCAGAUUUAGCAGCUGCUGUAAAUGAUAUAAAAGCAAGAGAGAGCACCUACAGAUACAACAGUGAGACAUCACAAGCUCAUCUACAUCAUGAUCUUCACCAUCACCUGCCUUGCCCUGGUGGCCUCUGCUCUGGGUUGUGGAGUGCCACAGAUUAAGCCACAGACGAUUGGCAGCAGGAUUGUGAACGGACAGAAUGCCAUCUCUGGUUCUUGGCCCUGGCAGGUCUCUCUCCAGCUGCCCAACGGAUUCCACUUCUGCGGUGGAUCCCUGAUCAACCAGAACUGGGUUCUCACUGCUGCUCACUGCCGUGUCGUGGUCGGUUAUCAUCGUGUCAUUCUUGGAGAACAUGAUCGUGGCUCCAGUGUUGAACCCAUCCAGGUCAAACUAGUUUCCAAGGUCAUCACCCAUCCGCUCUACAGCAGCACGACAUCGAACAAUGACAUUGCGUUGCUGAAACUUGCGUCUCCAGUUGUCUUCACUCCCCGUAUCUCUCCUGUAUGUCUGGCUCCAUCAACCAUCAACAUCCUGCCUGGAACCCGCUGCUUCACCACUGGAUGGGGCAAAACUGCCACCACAUCGAGUCCUCCAAUCCUGCAGCAGACAGGUCUGCCCAUCACGAGUCCUGCUGUGUGCAGGCAGAUCUGGGGUCAGAGCAGAAUCACUGAUGCCAUGAUCUGUGCUGGAGCCUCUGGAUCUUCAUCUUGCCAGGGUGAUUCUGGUGGUCCUCUGGUGUGUGAGAGUAAAGGGGUCUGGUCUCUGGUGGGGUCUGUGUCCUGGGGCACCAGCACUUGUAACACUCUUUACCCAGCAGUAUACGCUCGCAUCUCCCAACUGCGCUCCUGGAUCGACAAGGCUAUCGCUUCCAACUAGAGCGCCAGUCUGAGCAUUUACC